UCUUGAAUGCCAGCGAGUGAUGAGUGCACCGCUGUGGACUCGCCCGGCUAUUUCUUCGACGUAGGUUCCCCACGUCCACUGAGUGUUUCACGAGACGCCCACCCCCUCCACCACCCAGACGUGGAGCCGUACGCGGUGGUCGAAGAUGUCUGUGGCCGGGCUGAAGAAACAGUUCCACAAAGCCAGUCAGCUACUCAGUGAGAAGAUCAGCGGGGCCGAGGGGACCAAGCUGGAUGAAGACUUCAUGGAGAUGGAGAGGAAAAUUGAGGUGACCAACAAGUCCGUGUUUGAUCUCUUGUCCAAAACAACAGAAUACCUCCAGCCCAACCCAGCCUCUCGAGCCAAACUGAACAUGCUGAACACAGUGUCUAAGAUCCGAGGCCAGGUGAAGACCACUGGCUACCCUCAGACCGAAGGCCUGCUGGGAGACUGCAUGCUGCGCUACGGCCUUGAACUGGGAGAGGACUCUGUGUUCGGCUGUGCUCUGGUGGACAUGGGCGAGGCCAUGAGGCAGAUGGCAGAUGUGAAGGACUCCCUGGACAUAGGUGUCAAACAAAACUUCAUCGACCCCCUGCAGAAUCUACAGGACAAGGACCUCAAAGAGAUCACGCACCACCUGAAGAAGCUGGAGGGACGCCGCUUGGACUUUGACUACAAGAAGAAGCGUCAGGGAAAAGUCCCCGACGAGGAGAUCCGGCAGGCCGUGGAGAAGUUCGACGAGAGCAAAGAGCUGGCGGAGAGGAGCAUGUUCAACUUCCUGGAAAAUGAUGUAGAGCAGGCGAGCCAGCUACUGGCGCUGAUCGAGGCUGCCGCAGAGUACCACCGGCAGUCGAGUGAAAUCCUGCAGGAGCUCAGUGGAAAGCUGCAGGGAAGGAUAUCCACAGCCAGCAGCCGGCCCAAGAGAGAGUUCAAACCCAAGUCCAUCAGGAGCAGCAUGGAGACCCUGGACAACAGUCAGCACAACAGCCUGUCCUACAGCUCCUCACUCAAAUCCACCGACAUCCAGAUCAACCCAACGGUCAAUGGUAAAACUGAUCAUAUAGCCUCUGUUUCACUGUCAUGGCCUGAGAGCCCCGCCAUCAAUGGCAAUGUUCACCAGAGCGAAGUGUUGGACCAGCCGUGCUGCCGCUCGCUCUACGACUUCGAGCCGGAGAACGAGGGCGAGCUCGGCUUCAAGGAGGGGGACAUCAUCAUCCUCACCAACCAGAUCGAUGAGAACUGGUACGAGGGCAUGAUCAGCGGCGAGUCCGGCUUUUUCCCCAUCAACUACGUGGACGUCAUCGUCCCCCUGCCCCAGUGAAGACCGGCACCCUGAGUCCUCUCAAGACUCCCUUCCUCAGCCUCUGAACCCACUCGGCCCAACGGGGCCAGCUCAGCCCCGAAGCUGGGAACACAUUCCUUCCUACUCAUUUUCCAAACGGAGCCAGAGAGGUAGUAGUUGUGACAUGAGAUGAAAACAUGUCGCUGAUUGAAUUGUUUUCUCUGUUGAUGUUUAUGAACCUGAAGCCAACUGAAAACCAAGACCGUGAGAGGGACCCUCUGCCUGGUCGGACCCUUCAGUCCCUCAGAUGACAUUGCUCCCCUGUCUGCUUUAUUUUUCACCACACACUGAGGCUCCUGAACUCUGCUUGAAGUUCACCACUGGAAUCUGUGUGUCCCUACAGACGCAUGAUAAGCUUUCCUUUGCAUUACAGUCACAUUGUUUUCAUUUCAGGGUAAUUCCUCACACUCAUAUAGUUAGCCCCAAAAUGAGGACGCUUCUUUCAUCCAGUCAUAGGGAUGAUGAUGUCAUGGACAUCAUGCUCACGGCUUACUAUGAUCCAAGUAUGAACGGAGUCAGAGGAAUUAGCUGAUGUUUCACCCAAAUCAUCCUGAGAAGACAAUUAUAGCAAGUAAUGUAUUUUAGAAAUGUAUUUCAGUUAUCUUUGUUGAAAUUCUCUUGACAUCCCGACAGCAAACGAUAAAUCAAAUGCUCUGGCAAAAAGAGAACAAAGGGAGAUCUGAUGAAACCACCGGACACUCACUGCAGUAUGAAGACCUCCUAUAUGGAUGCCUCACUGCUGUAUGAAGACCUAUCUGUAUGAAGACCUAUAUGGAUGCCUCACUGCUGUAUGAAGACCUAUCUGUAUGAAGACCUAUAUGGAUGCCUCACUGCUGUAUUCCACCAAUGUCUUUGAUCUUUUUGUAUUUUAAAUAGCAUGUCAUGUUCUGUGUUAUUGUCCAAACACAAGCCAAAGUGGUAAGUGUUGGCACUCGAGUGAAGCCUUACCAAAGUUUAAGGAUCAUUUCAACCAAUUGGAGCUUAUUUCAUGUCGUAGUUUUGGCCAUCAGUUCUAUCAGUACAAUAAUAUUGUACUCUUUGCGUUGUUGAUAUCUGUAACAUGGUGACAUUGCUUUAAAUGAGUCAGGAAACACCUGCAGUCAAUGA
Messenger RNA from Cyclopterus lumpus (lumpfish), 2428 nucleotides. RefSeq names its product SH3-domain GRB2-like 3a (gene sh3gl3a). Gene Ontology annotation, biological process: endocytosis; synaptic vesicle uncoating. Bases 146 to 1300 code for a protein of 384 amino acids. Gene Ontology annotation, molecular function: protein binding. The transcript has 11 exons. The record is from RefSeq and is a predicted model, not a curated record. Lineage: Eukaryota; Metazoa; Chordata; Actinopteri; Perciformes; Cyclopteridae. Gene Ontology annotation, cellular component: glutamatergic synapse; cytoplasm; presynapse.